GCGGGGCCUCGAGGGUGGCGGCGGACUCGGGAGCGGAUUCGGCGCGCCGGGCCGGGUGUGGACGGGCGCCGAGCGGCCGAGGCGCGCCAUGGCCCAGCAGCGAGCGCUGCCCCAGAGCAAGGAGACGCUGCUGCAGUCCUACAACAAGCGGCUCAGGGACGACGUCAGGUCCGUCAUGGACAACUUCACGGAGAUCAUCAAGACCGCCAAGAUCGAGGAGGAGACGCAGGUGUCGCGGGCCACUCAGGGCGAACAGGACAACUACGAGAUGCACGUGCGGGCCGCCAACAUCGUCCGAGCGGGCGAGUCCCUGAUGAGGCUGGUGUCCGACCUCAAGCAGUUCCUCAUCCUCAACGACUUCCCCUCGGUGAACGAGGCCAUCGACCAGCGCAACCAGCAGCUGCGCGCCCUGCAGGAGGAGUGCGACCGGAAGCUCGUGGCGCUUCGGGACGAGGUCUCCAUCGACCUGUACGAGCUGGAGGAGGAGUACUACUCGUCCAGCUCGAGUCUUGGCGAAGCUAAUGACCUGCCUCUGUGCGAAGCUUACUGGAGGCCGGACCUCGACACAGACUCUGCCGAUGGCCUCGCAGCCCCUCCGCUGGCGUCCCCGGAGCCCGGCGCCGGCCCCCUGCCGGCCGCAGCCACGGCCCACUCCCACGCGGGUGGCCCUGGCCCCACGGAGCACGCCUGAGCUGCCAGGCCCUGGUUUCUCCGGACCUUGGGGACCUGGACAGGGUGCCUGGGGGGCUGACCCCGCCACUGCCUCGCUGGGCGGCCAGGCGGGAAGGAGGCAGCCGGCCCCUGGACUGUGCGCUUGCGGCCACGACUGUCCGCGCCCCUUCUGCUGUCGAAUAAAAACGCCGCCUCCUGUUCUCGGAGGAGCCUCUUCCUUGGGCGGCCCCGGGCGGCCCCGGGCCCCGAC
Messenger RNA from Lepus europaeus (European hare), 922 nucleotides. It is a transcript of the gene MED22, whose product is annotated as mediator complex subunit 22. Gene Ontology annotation, biological process: regulation of transcription by RNA polymerase II. Gene Ontology annotation, cellular component: mediator complex. Gene Ontology annotation, molecular function: transcription coregulator activity. The transcript is spliced from 5 exons. The record is from RefSeq and is a predicted model, not a curated record. NCBI's taxonomy places the organism in Eukaryota, Metazoa, Chordata, Mammalia, Lagomorpha, Leporidae. The coding region runs from base 89 to 691 and encodes 200 amino acids.